AUGCCUCCGUCGGCUAAUAUCAUCAAGGGGAACGGCUUGGUCAUGUGUGGAGUUUGCGAGGCUGUCCGCUCCGUACUUCUGGAGAGUCCGAACCAGGUGAGCAUUGGCACUUGUGGCUGGAUCUCCUCCCUGGGCAUGCUCUCCGUUAGGGCGCCUACGAAGGCGCUCAAGACGGCGCUGCGGCUCACCUGGACUGGUAGAGCCACGCCCCAGCUGAUUUUUCCUUGCGACUACGUCCUCAGCGACCUGUUCCCUGGUCUGGUUCCAUACCAAGAUGACGGAGUAUGGCGUCCGAAGCAGGCAGUCGAUUUCAAUCUGAAUUACUCCAGCACUUGCGGGGGCAACCCAGCAGAUUGCCUGGCAGCGUAUGGCAACCCUUUGAACCCCUUCGGCUUGGCGGGGAUGUGGAUCCAGUCGUUGAUUAGUGGGUAA
Messenger RNA from Prorocentrum cordatum, 432 nucleotides. NCBI's taxonomy places the organism in Eukaryota, Dinophyceae, Prorocentrales, Prorocentraceae. The record is from the annotation of a GenBank genome assembly.